AUGCAGGCCAUGGACACGGCCACCGCGGAUUUGUACGAGGAGGAUGGCAAGGACCUGGCGGGCUACGACUUCGAGCCGCUCCCCACUCUGCCGGAGGAUGAGGAGAACGUGUCCCUGGCCGACAUCCUGUCACUGCGGGACAGUGGCCUCAGCGAGCAGGAGGCGUGGGCCGUGUGCCUGGAGUGCAGCCUGUCCAUGAGGAGCGUCGCCCACGCGGCCAUCUUCCAGACCCUGUGCAUCACGCCGGACACUCUGGCGUUCAACACCAGCGGGAACGUGUGCUUCAUGGAGCAGCUCAGCGAUGACCCCGAGGGUGCCUUUGUGCCCCCCGAGUUCGAUGUGACCGGGAACACCUUCGAGGCUCACAUCUACUCUCUGGGGGCCACGCUGAAGGCAGCCCUUGAGUACGUGACUGAGCCCGAGCCGGAGCCCAGGCUGAGCCAAGACCUGGAGGCGCUGCUGAGCCAGAUGCAGGCAGAAGACCCUAGGGACCGGCCUGACCUCGAGAGCAUCAUAGCAUUGUGUGAAGAGAAGAUGCUCUUCACAUCCUCCUGCCGUCUGUGCCGGAGCCUCUCGGCCAUCGGGAGGAGGGUGCUCUCCAUUGAGUCCUUUGGAGCAUUUCAAGAUGUCACCGAGAGCGGCUGGAGCGGGAGACCUGCUGCAGGAAGCACAGGGCCCAGGAAACAGCCGGGGGGCCACGCCACGGACCCAGAGGGCCUGCCCCAGCGCCCUGCCCGUGAAGCCCAUGGCAGCCUGGAGCAGCCUGCUACCCUGUCCUCCAAGCCCCUGCUGUCAGCCCCUGUGAGAAACGGAGAGCGGCUGGCCAGCCUCAUCCUGGACACCCAGCGCCCCCUGGGUGACCUGGAGAGGAGCCGCCUGAGGAAGGUGCAGACGUUCCCCAGGCUCCUGCCCGACGGCCCUGAGGCCAGCACCCUCUGCCUGACGCUGACCCCCACCAAAAACCAGCCACCCAAAUCUGAAGUCUUCCCUCCAGACCCCAGGAAGGCCUUUCUAGAUGGGAAAAAUGGCCUUUCCAGCUACACGUCACAGCCCAAGUCCAGACUGUGGCCAGAGCGGGAGCCCGAGCUCCAGCAGGGAGGACCUGGAGACACCAGCCAAAGCGGGGCCAGGGCAUCUGGGGCACUGGGCUGGAGCCCUGUGGAGGGAAGCGCCCCAUCCCUCUCCGAGGACCCCAGAGAUGCAGGCCCAGAGCCCAGGACUUCCAGUGCUGACGAGGGGACUCCCGACAGAGCUGGGGAGCCGGCUAGCGCAGCAGGAGAGCAGGGCGUCUCCCUGCAGGAGCUCCUGUACCAGCUGGGCCGGCCCUUCAAGGAGUAUGAGCUCUGGGCUCUGUCCCACGCGUGUCUCACUGCUCUGCGCGCUCACAGCGAGCACCCAGCCUACCUGUGCCUGGACUCUGUGCUGGUGGCCGAGGACGGGGCCGUGCUCUUCAGCCCACCCCCUGCCAAUGGCACUUACGACACAUUUUUUCUGGCUCCUGAGGUUGCAGAGCAAGAACUGGUGACUGAGAAGGCCUCCGUGUACUGUGUGGCCGCAGUCCUGUGGACAGCAGCCAAGUUCAGCGUCCCCCGAGACCACAAGCUGGCCCUGCCACGCAGGCUCAAGACCCUCCUCUUGGACAUGGCCAGACGCAGCGCCCAGGAGCGGCCGUGCACAGCUGAGGCCAUCAAGAUAUGCAGCACUUACCUCCUCCAGCGGGGAAUGGACAGCAGAAGGAUCCUGGCUCACCUGAGGGCGUCCACCUGUAAGGUUGACCAGGAGGAAGAGACCAUUGGCCUCCAGAAUGCUCUCUCGGUGGUUGAUCUGAACCCCAGCGCCCCCAGUCCCAGCUCAGGUUUUGUUCGGGUUGGCGGUGACACCAGGCUGGUGGCGGUGCAGGGGCCUGUGCCCUCUCAAACUCCCUGCCGCGAAGGGGUCACGAUGCUGCCAGCCGCCUUCACCGCCGCAGCCACGCUCUUCCAGCCCAUCGUGCUGGCCCCAGAUGCAGGUGACGCCAGCCAGAAGAUUCCUGACCAACCAGUACCUGCUGCUGGACCACAGGGAGCAGCUGCAGAACCGCUCAGGGAGUCAGUGCCGAGAGACGCAGCCCAGGGGAUCCCCUGCACCCCACCCCCUGGCCCAGAGGGGGCUUCACCAGCAGUGCCCGAGUCUUCUACAGCUGCCCCACUCCUGAAGGCACAGGCACCUCCCGUGGAGCAAGGGCCAGACCAACCAGCCCCACCUAGAACCCCAGUGUCCAGUGCAGCCCACCACGACCCGAGUCACCCAGCCAAGCCACCCAGGAGCAAGGCCACCGAGGGCGCAGGCCGGAAGCCUCGGGGUCCCUCAUCAGCCCCGUGGGACCCCUCCCUGGCCAAGGCAAGUCCAGACAGCCCCAAAGGCACCUCUGUCCCAGAGCAGGAUGGCCUGGCCCCAGACAGUCACCCCGAGCGGCCCCUGCCAGCAGACCACAAGCUCUGUCUGCCCGGUGUGGACGCCUCAGCCCUCCCGAAGAGGACGGCCUGCCCGUCGCUGCAGGAGGCCAUGCGCCUCAUCCAGGAGGAGUUUGCCUUCGACGGCUACUUGGACAACGGACUGGAGGCUCUGAUCAUGGGGGAAUAUAUCUACGCCUUGAAAGACCUCACCUACGCCACUUUCUGUGGGGCCAUAUCAGAGAAGUUCUGUGACCUCUACUGGGGGGAGAAGUUGCUGCAGAGUCUUUUCAAAGUGGUGAACGGGAGGAUGUCCCCCUCUGAGAAUGCUUCAGAGGAGGCUGGGUCACAGCCCGAGGGCGGCACGGCCAGCACUCCAAGUGGCUGCUCACUGUCCAGCAAAAGGCCAUCACUGCAUGGAGCAGGGAAGGAGAAACUGACCGCCGCGCGGGUCAGCCGAGCCCCCUGCCCGUCCCCGGCGCUGUCCGAUGUGGAUGCGGACGAACUCUCACGGGGUAACUUUGAGGUGGGAUUCCGGCCUCAGAAGUCGGUCAGAGGCGAGCGGGAACAGCAGCAGGAGGCCGGAGAGCGCGGGCAGCAGGGAGGGGGCCUGGGGCCCGAGGCGGUGGCCCAGCUGGCCAGGCCCAAGAAGGGGGCCCCGGCUACGCACUCGGGCCCGGCCGAGCUCCAGAGCUGCAGUCCCGGCUGGUGCAGCGCCUUCUACGAGGCAGACUGCUUCGGUGCCGACGUCUCCAGCUACGUGAAGGAGCUGGUGAGGCAGAGAGCCGGCAGGGCCACCGACGCGGACGCCCAGAGCCCGGAGCUAGAGCAGCAGCUCCUGAUCGAGAAGAGGAACUACCGGAAGACUCUGAAGUUCUACCAGAAGCUCCUGCAGAAGGAGAAGCGCAGUAAAGGCUCCGAGGUGAAGACCAUGUUGUCCAAACUGAGAGGGCAGCUGGAAGAAAUGAAGUGCAAAGUGCAGUUCCUGGGACUGGUCAAGAAGUAUCUGCAGGUCAUGUACGCGGAGCGGUGGGGCCUGGAGCCCUGCACCCUGCCCGUGAUCGUGAACAUCUCCGCGGCCCACUGCGACACACUGGAUUUCAGCCCCCUGGAUGAGUCCUCGUCCCUCAUCUUCUACAACGUCAGCAAGCACCCGCGUGGCGGCAAGCAGAGGAAGGCCCGUGUCCUGCAGGCCGGCACGCCUCUGGGGCUCAUGGCAUACCUCUACUCCAGUGACGCCUUCCUGGAGGGGUACGUACAGCAGUUCCUCUACACCUUCCGGUACUUCUGCACGCCCCAGGACUUCCUGCACUUCCUCCUGGACCGCAUCAACAGCACCCUGUCCAGGGCCCACCAGGACCCCACCUCGACCUUCACCAAGAUCUACAAGCGAAGCUUCUGCCUCCUGCAGGCCUGGCUGGAAGAUUGCUAUGCUGUGGACUUCACUCGGAACACCGGGCUCCUGGGCAGGCUUGAGGACUUCAUCUCUUCCAAGAUCCUGCCACUGGAUGGCUCCGCGGAGCACCUGCUGGGCCUCCUGGAGGUGGGCACUGACCGGCGGGCCGAGGGCACCUCACGUGGCACAGACCUGGAGGACCCCAAGGAAGCCGAGGAGGACGGCAGACCUCUCAAUGCCCUCUGUAAGAGGCUCUCAGAAGACGGCGUCUCCCGGAAGAGCUUCCCCUGGAGGCUGUCCCGGGGCAACGGGCUGGCACUGCCACACCACAAGGAGCGCCAGUACACCAUUGCGUCUGCCCUGCCCAAGCCCUGCUUCUUCGAGGACUUCUACGGCCCCUAUGCCAAGGCCAACGAGAAGGGCCCCUACUUCCUGACCGAGUACAGCACCCACCAGCUCUUCAGCCAGCUAACACUUCUGCAACAGGAAUUAUUUCAAAAGUGCCAUCCCGUCCACUUCUUAAACUCACGGGCCCUGGGCGUCAUGGACAAAAGUAUGGCCAUCCCCAAAGCCAGCUCCUCCGAGUCUCUGUCAGCCAAAACCUGCAGCUUAUUUCUGCCCAAUUACGUGCAGGACAAGUACCUAUUACAGCUUUUGAGAAGUGCAGAUGACGUCAGCACCUGGGUGGCAGCUGAAAUUGUGACCAGCCACACCUCCAAGUUGCAGGUGAAUUUGCUGUCCAAAUUUUUGCUGAUUGCAAAAUCUUCCUAUGAGCAGAGGAACUUCGCGACAGCCAUGCAGAUUCUGGGAGGCCUGGAACACCUGGCUGUGAGGCAGUCCCCUGCCUGGAGAAUUUUACCCGCGAAGAUAGCGGAGGUCAUGGAAGAGCUGAAAGCCGUCGAGGUCUUCCUGAAGAGUGACAGCCUGUGUCUGAUGGAAGGACGGCGCUUCCGGGCCCAGCCCACGCUGCCCUCAGCCCGCCUCCUGGCCAUGCACAUCCAGCAGCUGGAGACAGGGGGCUUCACCAUGACCAAUGGGGCCCACAGGUGGAGCAAGCUCAGAAACAUAGCCAAGGUGGUGAGCCAGGUGCGUGCAUUCCAGGAGAACCCCUACACGUUCGCGCCCGACCCCAAGCUGCAGUCCUACCUCAAGCAAAGAAUCGCACGCUUCAGCGGGGCCGACAUUUCCAUUUUGGCGGCAGACAACAGGGCCUCCUUCCACCAGAUCACCAGCGAAAAGCACUCCCGGAAGAUCCAGGACAAGUUACGGAGAAUGAAGGCCACGUUUCAGUAACGGGGGCGGUGGGUGUGGUGGGGAUUCCAAAGC
Molecule: messenger RNA, 5154 nt
Organism: Odobenus rosmarus divergens (Pacific walrus)
Lineage: Eukaryota; Metazoa; Chordata; Mammalia; Carnivora; Odobenidae
Gene: KNDC1
Product: kinase non-catalytic C-lobe domain (KIND) containing 1
Exons: 30
Coding region: 1-5121 (1706 amino acids)
Biological process (GO): small GTPase-mediated signal transduction
Molecular function (GO): guanyl-nucleotide exchange factor activity
Source: RefSeq, a predicted model, not a curated record